UAUCACCAUAGGUAAGGGGUACGUAUUGAGCUUUGGAUUGAAAAAGGAGGUGUAGAGUGUAGUCAAUUCUUCUCUCGCUGCCGUUAGCGGGUUCUCUUUACCCACCCACCGCUGCCAUUUUAGGUUUUCUCUCUUUUGGCAUCUGGAUCUCAAUCAAAUGGUUCUUCUUCAACCAGACCCGUUUCUUAAUGAACUUACAAGCAUGUUUGAGCGCAACUCUGAGACAGGCUCUGUUUGGGUUACUCUUAAACGAUCAUCCUUGAAGUCUAAGGUGCAAAAGAACAAAAUGAAGACUGCUGGACAACCCAUUGAAUAUCGAUGCCUUGUUCGUGCAACUGAUGGCAAAAAGACAAUUUCCACUUCGGUUGGAGCGAAGGAUCACCAGCGCUUUCAAGCUUCUUAUGCCACCAUUCUUAAGGCCCGUAUGACUGCUUUGAAGAAGAGGGAGAGGAAGGACAGGAAAAAGGGUGCAGAGGAUAAGAAAGAAAGUGGUUCAAAGAAGCCGAAAAGGGUGUGAAGGAUUUUUACCAGUGGUUCUGUACAAACUCAUCCACUUUCCAUUGCCUUCUAGCUGGAAAAUGCUAGGUUCUUUUUUCUCUUGAGAAUUUAAAAAAUUAUUUAAUGUGAAGCAAUUACAGUGAUUGAAGACAAGGGCUUUUGUUUUGAUGCCCCUUAGGUAUGAAUUUUCUGAUCAGGCUGAUAUUUAUAUGAAAGGAUUUGCCAGAGAUUUUAUUGUCU
Messenger RNA from Theobroma umbraticum, 738 nucleotides. Its product is annotated as Signal recognition particle, SRP9/SRP14 subunit. Lineage: Eukaryota; Viridiplantae; Streptophyta; Magnoliopsida; Malvales; Malvaceae. Gene Ontology annotation, molecular function: endoplasmic reticulum signal sequence receptor activity; 7S RNA binding. Gene Ontology annotation, biological process: SRP-dependent cotranslational protein targeting to membrane. The record is from RefSeq and is a predicted model, not a curated record. Gene Ontology annotation, cellular component: signal recognition particle, endoplasmic reticulum targeting.